Messenger RNA from Bicyclus anynana (squinting bush brown), 7725 nucleotides. RefSeq names its product putative helicase MOV-10. Gene Ontology annotation, molecular function: RNA binding; 5'-3' RNA helicase activity. The record is from RefSeq and is a predicted model, not a curated record. Lineage: Eukaryota; Metazoa; Arthropoda; Insecta; Lepidoptera; Nymphalidae. Bases 292 to 2979 code for a protein of 895 amino acids. The transcript is spliced from 20 exons.
AUUUUUGUUCGGGGAUUUCCGUUAGAAGUUACACUUCUUGAAUUCUUGAUUCUUGUCUCGUUUUGUCUCGUCCAUCAAGUGGUCCAAUAAUAGAAAUAAUUGUGAAAUAUUUUCAUUUAUUUGUUUUCUCUACUUUAAAGAACUUAGACGUAUAUGUAAUCUAAUAAGUUUAACAAAAUACAUCCACAAAAAGGUAGAUCAAAUCAUUAAGUACUUUCUCUUGUUUCAAAGUUAUAUUAGCGACUAUUACCACCACGUUUCUUUUUGUGAAUCCUUUUCCUUUGUUCGAAAAUGUUAACAUGUCAGGUAUGCGGUGUAGUCGACGAGUAUUACGAUGAAAACUCUGAUGUUCAUCACAAUGAUACCCCGAAACAUCAGGCCAACAUGAUUUUACUACACUAUAAAAACAAUAAAAAAUAUUUCAGCAAGAACCGGGAUGGUGUCAUCGUAUUAGGCAGUGCAGAGGCAUCCUCUAAUAAGGUCCCAGAGACAGAUCAUGUGAAAAUAAUAAUUUAUGUAAAACCAAAACAGAUUGUCAAGUUCUCAUUCAAGAUCAGCAAUGAUAUGAAAAAUGAAGAUUUGUUAGUGGUGGGCAUUCAUCUAGCCCAUCCACAGCCCCAGUUUGUGAUGAAUGACCACCCCUUCAUUUUUGGAGGGGACCCUCACAUAUUAAGUAAAAAAUCAACACUAAACCAGGAAGUCAGUGUUGAAUUCCAUGCUCAAGAUAUUGGUCAAUAUGAAAUGCCUAUUAUGCUUACAUUUUAUCGUAGAAGCGACGAAAAGCAUAUCAUAUUAAUACGUGAAAUGGUGGUUAUAGUGCAAGAACAUGAGGUCCAACAUACAAGCAAAAAGAGCCCUUACCUUAAUGAAGACUGGCAAAAUGCAGAUCAUUUUAUACAGUCAAUAACUCAUGUGCCAUAUCAAAUAAAAUUCAAGAUACCGAAGCUGCUUAAGGUGCUUUUGCCAAAAGGCUUGGACGAGAAAGCCCUAGAGGGACUGCAGAUGCCUGCAGAUGUGAUGGAGAAACUGCGACUAUUGCUCAUAUCCACUAGAGCUAUAUUUGAUGAGGGAGCAACCAAAAACAAUUAUAUGAUUUAUUUUCACCAUUUACUAUGGUGGGAGGAAAUUAUUUCAAAGAUUAAUUUGAGGAAAUACAAUAUGUUUGGUGUAAAAAUCGAAAAUAGGCCAGAAGGAUUCUUUCUUGAAGUACCAGGGUUAGCUGAGAAGCGACCCUCAUUGUUACGAGGUGAUCGUGUGUACAUACGUCCACAAGAUAAUCAAACAAUUGUCUUUGAAAGUAUAAUCAAAGACAUCAAUGACACUCACGUUCAGUUAUAUAAGAUGGAUCAGGCAUUUUUCAACAACUACUACAGCUGUGAUUCAUUGUAUGACAUUCGGUUCCUCAUGUCCCGUGUGCCUUUGGAGCGUAUGCACGAAGCUGUCUCCACCGUGUUCAAGUCGAAGCAAGAAAGCCGUAUUUUUCCCCAACCCGUAGCUAAGAAAGUUUACUUGAAGCCUGUCACCGAGUUCUACAAUCCUCUUAUAGAGCGGAAUCAAGAGCAGCGAUCGGCUGUUGAGCACAUAGUUUCGGGCACGUCCGGCAAGGCACCUUACAUUGUGUUUGGGCCUCCAGGCACUGGGAAGACCAUGACCAUCGUCGAGGCUAUAGUACAGUUAGUAGCUAAAAACUCCAAGAACCGCGUGAUGGUGUGCACCGACUCUAACAUGGCGGCCGACCACAUCGCGAUGAUGCUGUUGCAGUAUAACAAGAAGCUCAACAUGCCCAACUUCCUGUUGCGCGGCAACUCACAGUCCAGGGAGUGGACUGUGAUGCCGUCAGCGCUGGCGCCGGUGUCAAACGGCACCAGCUUCGAGACAUUUUACUCUCUGAAAAACACGCAUGUCUCAAUGUACAGGAUAUUUGUCACCACACUGUUGCAUGCCGCCAAAUAUGGAUCUCAAAGAUCUCAAUCGGAGUAUAAGCUUCAAAUGACACACCUGUUCAUUGAUGAAGCAGCUCAAGCCUCUGAACCCGCUACCCUGGUGCCAGUGACUGGGCUACUCUCACCCAAAGGCAGCCUCAUCCUGGCCGGUGACCCACAACAGUUGGGGCCUGUGUGCAUUUCAGCAGAGGCUAAGAGUAGAGGCUUAGGAACAUCCCUCUUGGAGCGUUUGAAAAACACAUACGAGAACUUAUAUGAGGAUCCCGACUACAUCACGAUGCUGGUGCAAAACUUCCGUUCGGACCCCGACAUAUUGGCUAUACCUAAUGAAUUUUUCUACGACAACAGCUUAAAGCCUUUAGCCCCGCUGGAUCCUCUCAGUCGAGUGAGUGUGCUGGGCCUGCCCGGCGGCGAGCGCGCCUUGGUGUUCCACGCUGUCAAUUCUCGCGAACAGAGAAUGGGCAACGCUCCGAGUUACUUCAAUGAGAAAGAACUUGAUAUGCUCAAAAGGUAUAUCAAGGCGCUGAUAGAGAAACAUAAUGUGGCUUCUAAAGACAUUGGUGUAAUUGCUCCAUACAUAAGACAGGUGUACAAAAUGAAAGUAUGGCUGGCCAAUGAGAAGUAUACCGAUAUAGAAGUGGGGACUGUGGAAUCGUUUCAAGGCAAAGAGAAGCGUGUCAUCUUGGUGUCAACUGUGCGCGCCAACUGCAGACUCUUGGACUAUGACGCCAAAUAUGGACUCGGAUUUCUGGUUGAUGAUAAGCGCUACAACGUAACACUGACCCGGGCCAAAGCCAAACUGAUUAUAAUUGGCAACCCGGCUUGCCUCACGCGGGACCGCAAAUGGCGUAGAUACAUGGAGUUUGCGCGCGAGUUGAACUGCUAUUACGGCGCAGAGACCCAACAACUGGAACGUACAGCUGAGCUACUUCAUGAGGUCACCAAAAAACGGUUCGACAAAUGCAGGUUGUCCGACUACAUUAUACCAAAGAGCACCAAUACACCCAAAAAACAAUCAAAAUCCAAAAAAAAGUAAGCCCACGUAGAUCCAUUGACACAGCAUACAUUCAUCUGGAUAUAUCUUAGAUCCAUUCGAAUAGCAUACUUUGAUUUUUUCAAUUUGCUGAUUGCGAUAAAUCCAUGUGAAUUAUGAAGAAAUUGUUGAUUUGUACCCAUUUUGGGUAUACUGCUUCUUUUUUUUGUGUUUCUAUUUUUCUAUCUUUGUUAGUUUUUCUAUUUUUCUAUAUUUGUAUUGUUUUUCUAUAUUUGAAUUAUUUUUCUGUUUUUGUAAUUUUUCAUUAUUUUGGUGGUAUCACGGGAAGUCUAUUUUUUGUUCAUUUACUUACUGUUUGACGAAUUGCAAUAAAUACAAUGGUGAUGAUUAGAAGUAUUAAGUUUUUUGCUAGUAUUUUUUUACGAGUUUGGUUAUUAUGAUUAUUGGGACUUGUAACAAGAUUAUGUAUUUCACAAAAUAAUUAAUACUUUCAACUUAUAUGAUUUGUUACACAUAAGUUUACUAAUUGACAGACACCAAAUAAAUAAUAAUUCUAAAAGAAAUGGCAAGUUUUUUAAAGUAGAUUCUUAUAAGUGAUUGAUGUAAUCUCUAAAUAGGCAAUAAUGUUAUUUAUUGAAAUAGUAUUAUUUUUACUUGUUAAAAAUAUUUGUUAUGUGUGCCCUAAAACUUCUUCACUGUCUAUUAACUCUCUAUCUUCUAGAGUCUAGAUGUUUUAUUUCGAUUUUAUGCUAAAUAGUAUGGUAGGAGUUACAAAAACACUUUACAAAAGAGACUAAAUAACUCCUCAUAUGCGCUGUACAACGGUGGUAGUUAAGCGUGCAAGCUAAUUCAUUAUUGAUUCGCAUUUUGCCUUUUGCCCCACUUAAGUCAUAAAAAUAAAUAAUAAUAACAAUAAUCUAAAAUAUAUAAAAUAGCUCGCACACCUGUACCGCGCAGAUGAGAAUUUAAUUCAGUGGUUUGCCCACUGCCCCGUGAGGAUGUCGCUGUUGUGCUUUUAGAUGUUUUCAAAAUGGCGGCCGCCGCGACUUUAGUUCCAGUUUUGGCCACCGGGUCAGGUUCAUGGCACUUUAGAGUAUCAAAUUGAAGUACAUAAUAUUUUAUGUGAAACAAAUCAUAUAUUACAAUAAAAUUAACUCGUAAUUUUUGUGAUAUAAAUUUACGAAUUUAAUAACAAAUAAAUAAAGGUCCUGUGAUAUUAUUAUAAUCCAUAGGUUUAAGACAUAUGUUAUUUUAGUUAUAUUGUCUAGAGAAUAAUUUUAUAUAUCAGUUACCAAUGCCAUAUACUUGAAUGACAGAGCUAUUAGAAGUAUUACAAUUUACCUACUAAUCUAAGGCUCAUGUUAAAAAAAAUAUUACAAUUUACCUACAAAUAUAAGGUUGGUUAAGUUAAUAGUUAAUUUAUUAACUGGUCGCCAUAAUUAUUUUGGAUUAUAAACGUGGGUGCAAGUUUUUAUCACUACAUAUAGUUGUACUAAUCAACAUCAAGAAGUCGAUUUGGUUUUGGUUUCUAAGUAAACUAAAGGAGUGUCAGCACGACAGAAACGCGUUGUUAAAUUAUUUUAAGUAGAACAGGAGGAGGCGUGUGGCAUAGAAACCCAUUUAUCAUAACAGUUUCCUAACAACAUCUCGCAGACAGAUGAUAAUUUAUAAACAUGUUUCUGCUUUGGUGAUGCUUCAUUACAAUUACAACUAAAACCAAAAUGAAACCGUCUAGCGAAAGUAGAAGAUAGUUUAUUUAAAUACAACACCGCAGAUUUAAAUGUAAAUGGCUAAAUAUUUUUUAUAAUGUGUUAGCGUUUAAGACUUCAAAAAGCAUUUUAAUGUUAGUCCAUACAUAUUUUGUAAAAAUAAGAAAAUAUUUCAAGGGUCCAACAAAAAAUAUGUCGAGCUUAUAUAUUUUUUUUUAAUUAAUAUUGAUUAAAUAAAUUAUUGAAACAAUACUAUGAUAUCACUAAAUAAGGCCAAUGAGACAAAUAAUAAUAUUAAACUUCAACAAGUGAGUGAAAAGAUUUAUUUCCAAAUUGAUGAUAAAGUUUCUAGGCUGGCCGGAAUUAUAAAAAAUCUUCAAACUAAUCGCCUUUUCUACUGCAACCUUAGUAUGUUAGUUGAAGAAAUUUUUUCCUUCGUUGUUAGCAACAUGGUUAGGUUUUUUACUUAUCUGGCCAGGCUACAUUCUUUAUCUGUAAACUUUUUAAUUUUUUUUUAUCUAUGGAUUCAUAAUAGUAUAGGAGUGGUGUGUAGAGUUACAGAAUUAAUUAAUAGAAUUACAGCUUGCAACAAUGCAUAAUGGAGACUAAAAUAUAUAGACUAAAAACUAAGUCAGUAAGUAAUAGUCUGCGAUUUGUCGUGUCGAUUAUGAAUAGUCUGAAUCACGUUGCGCGCUCAAUACCAUCACCACAAAUGGCCGAUCGCUAUCGUAUUUGAAACGACAGACUGCAAAUUACUCAACUUAUGAACAACUCCAUAAUGCAAAAUAUUACCCGCUCUAGCUAUGGUACACAUCGAUUUUACCGUAAAAUAAAAAAAUGUAUAGGAAUGAUGACAUGUCCGAUUGAUAGGUCGAUCACGUGACUUAUUGAUAACUAUAAUAUUUCAUAGACUUUUAAUUUUCAAAGCGAUUGUAGAAAGAGAAUCAAUAUGUAACAUGGCUAGAACGGCAGUAUCGCCUUGUCUGUCAGUCUCAACAUUGCUGAUAAAUCUAAAUAUCAUUCUAUAACUUUGACCAUCACUACAACGUGAAAGCAUGUUUUUUUGAAACUACUAUGUAUGUGAAUCAAUAGGUUAUAUGCUUAUUUGUUUAUAUUAUUCCUAGUUUUAAUGAUUAUACCUUUAAAUAAUCAAUGUAUUUGUUUGCAUACAUAAAUAGUUGACUGCACAAACUUAACAUAUAUUAUUAUGUUGCUUUACACAGUAUCAUGGAUGCCUCUUGGUUACGGAUGACAUACAAAAUCUUCGAUAUAAAGCCUCAUCUAUUUUUCAUUAGCAAGUCAAGUUUUGUUGUAUCAAGUAAAAAAAUAAAUUAUUGUAAAAAUCUAAGGACCUGACUGUAUGAAAUAUACAUAAUUUAUAAAUUAAUAUUUAUUUCUCAAAUAACCGAGACAAAUCCCAUGACACUUAAUUACUAUUAUGUUGAAAUCUAUCAUGACGUCUAGGCUUAGCAUAGCCUUACCAAAAUAUAAAAAAAAACCUGGAGCGCCAUCUUUAAUUUUUUUGCAGUCAGUGCUAGUAUGAUAAUACUUUUUAUACAGCAUGUUUUUAUUUUAAUUUUAAUUUUUUUGGUCAGGCUCUAAAAUACGCUUAGUUUCAGUUAUUAUUAGUGAUUAAUUCUUGCUUCAUUACCCACAUAGGUGACUUGUUUUUAUUUAUAAACGGCUAUUGUUUUAUACAUCACGUUUUUUUAAUGAUUAAUUUAUCUUGUUAUUCAUAUAAUGUAGUGUUAAUUAAAUUUUUUUAAAUUACAAAUUAUUAUCAUUUCAAUAAUUGUGUAAUUAUUAUUUUAUUAAUAAUUAUUUCAAUGUAAUUCUUAGUAUACCUACCUGCACAUUUUCCCUAUACUCUUGUCAAUCGUAUCAUUUAUAAAAAUACAAAGGCCAUAGAUAUUUUAAUUGUAAUUAAAUUUUACAAUAUGUAAAUGCAAAAAAAAAAUUUUGAUUCAUCAAGUAACGUUUUUAAUUUACACUUAUCAUAAUUAUUACAACAUUAAAAUGUCUCCAAAAUGUGGUAUGAUUGUAAUCAUAGAGUAGAAUGUAUUGUAAUAUAGGGAAGAAAGUGUUACCAGGUAAAAGCAUCUAAAAUUCCAUUUAAUAGUUGACUUACAGUUCAAGGUCUAAAAGACAACUUGAUAUCUAUUUUCAUCUUAUGGAACCUAAAAUAUGCUUUCUCUGUAAGUUAAUAGUACCAUUUAAUUAUGAGUGCAUUACAAAUAUUCGAUAACAUUUAGAUUUUAAGAAUAAAUAAAACAUUAUGAACUUAAUAAAAGUAAAUAUCUGUGAACCAGUGUAAUAAUAACACAGUUACAGUGUUUUGUUAUGUUGUUAAUCUAUAGUACAUUUAACAAGACGAGUUAAAAUACGUAAAUGACCUAAUCGUUACUAAGUUACAUGUAGAAGCGAGCUAGUAUUAUCUGUCUUUAUCUGAUGUAAGCAAUCCUGUAGUCAAUUUGCUUACAUUCUUUAUCUCGUCUUAUUGAACGUACUAUAUAUUAUUUUUACCUGGCAAUUUCACACGUUGUGCUAAUAUAACGCGUCACGUCUUGCGUUUCAUAGUCCAAGCACAGUGUGUGAAUGUAUUGAGGUACUAAGUUCAAAAAUUUAUCUAUGUAAACUGAUCGACAUUAUAACUGGCUAAUCAGGUUCUCACAUACCCAAGAACAGUCAUAUAUACAUACAUACACUCUGUUGUUUCAACUUUCAGAAAAUUAUGUGCUUGUGGGCUUUAUAUAAGUUAAGUCAUUAACUUUUUAAAACCGAAGUGCGUUCGCGAGGCACUUCCGAGUUUUAACGGACUUUUUGAGAGUGGAACAAAUGGGUGCAUUUGUACAAUUAUCCGAUUCACGCUUACACCUAUGUCGAGUCUCUUUACUGGACGCACCUAAUGAUUUAUUUAAUUUUAAAAUCUAAUACAACAAACAAUAUAUUAUAAUUAUUAUCAGUUCAUGAUGUUACCUAUCAGUACAUAAGAUUUAGGUUAGUAGGUACUAAGAAAAAAAUAUUUUUUAUAAUGGUAUUAAGACCAGAUUAUUACUUUUGAAUAAAAUAAUUGGUUGAA